AUGCUCACUGCUGCCGUUUCGUCAGGACUGAAACCACUCAAGAGGAAACUUCACUUCACUCUUGUGGAUUUGAAGGCUACUGUUUUUGCUCGUGAUUUGCUCAUCUUUCGUAUGCUAUUCGAUCUUCAGACCCAGGCCGCGAAACAAAGGGAGGAGACAAAUAUAGCGAUAUCCUACGUAUUCGCGGGACAGCCUAUGCCCUCAUGGGCAUCUGAUAUCCUCCACGGAGCCAUGGCAGCCGUCAUCGCCGAGCUGGAAGAUCUCUCCAGUAACGUGAUGGAGCCUGCCCGCCAAGACAUUGCCCGCGUGUUGAAGGAGUGGCAGCAGCCACCUGAGCCCUGA
Clonostachys rhizophaga is the source of this 342-nucleotide messenger RNA. The record is from the annotation of a GenBank genome assembly. NCBI's taxonomy places the organism in Eukaryota, Fungi, Ascomycota, Sordariomycetes, Hypocreales, Bionectriaceae.